AUGGCCAUUGCAUGCCAUCCGCUCCUGUCACUCUCCCACGCCGAGGCACGAAGGCUAGUCGAUGUCUACGAAGACGAGUGCGGGUCUGUCUAUCCCCUCAUAGACAUCGUACAUCUUCGAAAUUUCACCACCCAGCUCUAUGAAAGCGUCACGGUUUCAACGAACCCAACGACAUGGAGAGCUUUCAAACUCGAUCAAUCUUCCAAAAGACAUUUCAAUACAUUGGAGAUCGUCCUCGCCAUCGCACUGGUCAUCGAAGGUCAUGGUGCCACUGAUCUCAGUUCAGCGUUGAUGGACGAGUUGGAGGCUGAGAUUGACCAUCGCCCCUCUGGAGUGUCUGCUGACACUCAUCUUGCCGAGAUCUUGACGCUUAUGAGUUUCUACCAAUUCUAUCGUGACGAAGAAGUCCUUGCUUGGCGAACAAUUGGACUUGCUGCAAGGAUCGCCCUGGAGAUAGGUUUGCACCUGAACGAUCCACCAUUUGCUACUUUCCAGAGCGUGCAAGAGCGAGAACUCGCAAAUCGGCUUUUCUGGUGCAUCUAUUGUCUUGACAGACGUUGGAGUUUUGGAACCGGUCUGCCAUUUGGUAUACAAGAAGACGAUAUUGACCCAAGUCUUCAGGAACCGGUUGAUUCAUAUCCAUUUCUUUUCACAAGCAUGAUAGCACACUCGAGAAUCGGCUCGAAAAUACUCAAGGCCUUCUCGGGAUCUGACCAUCUGGAGCUAUCACCAAAGAGAGAGGAGACUGCUUUUCUCAAAUACCAGGUUCAACAAUGGUACAACUCUCUCAUCCCGGAAUUGCGAAUCGAGCAGGGUCAAGAACCUGUUCUUGAAUCCCUCUCCCCAGCACGUAAUAGACUACGGGUCCUGAACUGUCUCCGAAAGAACCAGCUCCUGAUGAUGAUUCAUCGAAGGACUCUUUAUACACAAGCCUCGAUAAUUUCUGAUCCACAGGGGGCCAGAGUCGCUGUUGACCUGGCGAAGAACACCAUCAAUCUGUUAGUUAGACUCGGCAAAACCUCUGAGAUUUACCGCUCCCAUGCGGCUUGCUUCAACUACUUCCUAUACUCCACCUUGACGGUGAUCCUUCUCGCCGCGUACCACGCGAAGGCCCAGUUCCACGAGUACUGUCGAGAAGAGCUGCACAUGGCCCUCAACCUCAUAGGAGGCAUCUCAGCAAAAUCCAAUAUUGCUAGGAAGCUGUGGAAGAUUAUCAAGCACCUCAAAGUUACGAUCCCCGACACCGGCAUUCUACACUACAUGGAGACUCAGCAAGAUAAUCCAGGGCAGCAGCAGGAUCGACUAUCUCAUGCCAACCGUGCUUACCAGCACGAACAUAUAAUAGCCUUACCCGCACCGCCUAGCCAGCUCCUCAACAACAACACCAGGAUGGGCCCACCUCAGACAUCAACAAAUCCAUUGUCGAUGACCACUAGUACGGGGACCUCUACCGCAUAUGGCGACUCCGGAAAUGCAUUUUGCACAACUAGUGACUACGCCGUCGAUGGUAGCCUACUGAGUUCGGAACUGUCGGACCUCUUCCAGGCCAUCGACCCCACAAGAUAUAAUCAGACACCCUUGCAACUAUUUGACCCGCAGCAGCCUCAGAGCUCGUCUCAACCAUCGGUGCAUACAUCAGGUUUUCAUCUGCCAAGGUCGUUCUCGAGAGAUGUAAGGACUGUAUUCUGA
Messenger RNA from Exophiala bonariae, 1689 nucleotides. RefSeq lists its product as uncharacterized. Gene Ontology annotation, biological process: DNA-templated transcription; positive regulation of transcription from RNA polymerase II promoter by galactose. Lineage: Eukaryota; Fungi; Ascomycota; Eurotiomycetes; Chaetothyriales; Herpotrichiellaceae. The coding region runs from base 1 to 1689 and encodes 562 amino acids. Gene Ontology annotation, molecular function: zinc ion binding; RNA polymerase II cis-regulatory region sequence-specific DNA binding; DNA-binding transcription factor activity, RNA polymerase II-specific. The transcript is spliced from 3 exons. Gene Ontology annotation, cellular component: nucleus. The record is from RefSeq and is a predicted model, not a curated record.